AUGAGAAAUGAAUCGCCGCUAAUUACCACGAGUUCAACGCAUCCUUCGAAAACUCAAACUGCCCAAGGUUUAAAACUGAGAUCGACUACACUGAUUCAUGAUGGGUGUACGGCGUUUGCACAGUGUGCUUCGACCCGGGGGCAUGAGGUGAUAUUCCCUCGUUCACCAAAGCCAACCGUCAAGACUGGUCAUAUCCUGAAGUCCAAAAUGAGGUCAUUAUGUCCCUUCGCGUGUGCUCUUCCCAAUCAACAGGUACUCUGUCCUUUUGGCGAAAGAAGAGUUGAGCAGAAUCCAGAAGUGUUAAGAGGUUAAUGAUGAGAUAUGCAAAAAGUCCCUUGCUCCGUAUAGUACACACUUUACAGCUUCUCAUUAUUUCUGCGACCUCAUGAUAAAGUCCCUUCCAUUAUGAGC
Molecule: messenger RNA, 411 nt
Organism: Marchantia polymorpha subsp. ruderalis
Lineage: Eukaryota; Viridiplantae; Streptophyta; Marchantiopsida; Marchantiales; Marchantiaceae
Source: the annotation of a GenBank genome assembly